Molecule: messenger RNA, 1690 nt
Organism: Diachasma alloeum
Lineage: Eukaryota; Metazoa; Arthropoda; Insecta; Hymenoptera; Braconidae
Product: ninjurin-1
Exons: 2
Coding region: 990-1547 (185 amino acids)
Biological process (GO): cell adhesion; tissue regeneration
Cellular component (GO): membrane
Source: RefSeq, a predicted model, not a curated record
UUUAAUGAUUAUCAGGAAUGAUGAAUAAAUUGAUUGACAGAUAAUUUCAGUAUUUUAUUUGACUAUUUUUUAAUGCUUUGAAUUCGAAAACAAAUUGAUCGAUAGAAAAGAAAAUAUUCCAUUCCAUCACAAACUCAAGGAGUUAUUGAGAUUAAAAAAAUGAUAAGUGCCCGUGUUGGCCUCUCGCCCGUAAAUAAGAUGUUAUUUAUUACCAAUAUUUUAUUCAAUUAAUUUGAUUUCACGAUAAAAUCAUAUUAUGAUAGCUUCAACAUGGCAUGAUAAUUUUAAUAAUAAAAUGAAUAAUAAAUGAUACAACAUUUAUUGUUCAAUUUAUUUCCCAUUCAAAACUUGUUUUGAUCCUGUCUAUUCUUUUCCAUAAUUUUCAAUUUGUAUGUUCUAAUGACAGAAUUAUUUUAAAAAGUAUAAUUACUACGAUGAAAUUGACUGGCAAAGGAAGAAGAAAAUAUGAAGAACUGUGUGAAAUUACGCCUUGUUCUCCGAAGACGUUCGAAGUAUUGAGUAUUUUUUUAUGCACAGAUUUAGUAUCUGCACAAAAAAUAUGUUGACACCAGGCCAGUUAGCCUCAAGCAUUUCCUCGCUGCGGUUUCAUUUUUUGUGUUUAUGUACAGCCUUAGUUAAAUUUGAUAAAACUCAUUUAUCGUACUCCACUUUCCCGCAAACUCCUGCUUCCGGUGAUGAAAUUAAUCUCGUGCGGUGCCGCGGGAGUCAGUCCGAUUCAAACCCCCAUGCGGCGCGGACAAUAAUGAUUUAACAACAAUAAUAAUUUUUGAAUCCAAUAAUAGCCGUUAAUAACUACUAUCUUUAGAUUAAAUUACAAUUCAAUUAAACCCCUGCAUUGUUCUCGUUUGGCUUUCUCGUUUCAACUCGAUUCAUAGAACAAUAAUUAGCAACAAAAAGUUCCGUCAAUGAUCACCUAAUACUAUUAAUACUAUUACUGAAAAUAGGGACUAACUGAAUCGCAAAUUAAAAUGGCUAAAGACGCUGGACUGCCCCAGGAAAUAAUAGAAAAACCGAUUGUGCAUGCGAUUGUGAAUGAUUUGAGUUCAGUAACUGAGACUGCACUUGGAGAUGAGGUUGAGCUUGGGGUUGUUGAAGUGAAGCCAGAGGAAACUGCUCUUGAGGUUGAUACGACGGACCAGGCGCGUCGCGCGGCUCGCCAGGAGUCCACAUACGCCGCGAAGAAGACUGUUGCCCAGGGGAUGAUGGAUGUCGCCUUGAUCACAGCUAAUGCCAAUCAGCUGCGGUAUCUCGUUGAGUACCAGAGGGAGAGCCCCACCUUCUGGUUCAUUGUUUCGCUCAUUACCAUCAGCCUCUCCCUCCAGGUCGCUGUGGGAGUCAGUCUGAUCUUUAAAGGACGCUUCGACAUCAAGGGGAAAUCGAGAUCACCUCAAGCAUUGAGAAUUAAUAACUACGUUGUUGUUGCGGUCUUCCUUAUUACGAUAAUAAAUGUUUUCGUCGCCGCGUUCAGCAUCACGAGUCCACCUGCUGUUGCGGGGGCUUCUACUGUGAAUAAUGCUGCCGCCUAGAUUCUAUCAUGAUUAUUUUAUUAGGUGAAACAUGAAUUUAGUAGCGAAGUUAUAAACUAUUUAGAAUUGAUCUCUGAAAGGGGAGAAUUGAAUUUGACUUUUCAGAUUCAUUUUUUAUCGUAUUUUUUAUAUUUUGUAAAUAA